CGGCCGGUCUUUAGCGGGGCCAGCAGACAGCGCCCUCCUCUGUCCUCUCCUCGCUUCGCCGCCGCGAAUCAAUCGCUGGGACUAGGCGACUAGCGUGCGUACUGCCUGCCACUCACUCGGCUCAGGCUCAUCGCGGGCUGACGGGCUCCGCCUCCGCGCGCGCGCGCGCGAGCGGGGUGGGUGUGGGCCGUGCGGGGGACUGCGACAAGUCGGGUGAGGGUUGUGCUGCGGCCGCGUAACUGAGGGGAGGGGGAAAGAGGGGGAGGCGGCGGCCGGGCCAGCCAGCAUGGAGGGAUCCGCCGCGGAGGAGCUCGAGGCCGCGGAGAGGGUGGUCAUGCGGUGGGACUCCACGGCGUCCUCAGCCGGCGGGGACGACCAGAUGCUGUUCGACGGCGCCGCCGACCGCGCCGAGGCGGAGCGGUUCCUCCGGGCGGUGGACGACCUCCGCCGCCUGGCGCCGCCGGCCACCGUCGGCACCCCGCGCCGCGCCGCCCUUCAGGUCGCCAUGGCGCGGCUCGAGGACGAGUUCCGCCACGUGCUGUCGGCGCGCGCGCUCGACCUCGAGAUCGAGGCGCUCGCGGGCCUCAGCUCGCUCUCCAUAUCCAGCAGCGACCCGAGGAACUCCGACGCCACCGAGGCGGCGGCCACGGGGGGCGACGAUGACGACACCUCCUCCGCGUCGUCCUCCGUCGGCAGGCGCAGCAGCUACCGCUCCCUGCAGAGCAUCCGCGAGAUCGACCUCUUCCCCGUGGACGCAAUCUCCGACCUCCAGGCCAUCGCCUCCCGCAUGGCCGCCGCCGGGUACGGCCGCGAGUGCGUCCAGGUGUACGCCUCCGUCCGCAAGCCGGCCGUCGACGCCGCCCUGCGCCGGCUCGGCGUCGAGAAGCUUAGUAUCGGCGACGUUCAGCGGCUCGAGUGGGACGCCCUCGAGGCUAAGAUCCGCCGCUGGAUCCGCGCGGCCCGCGCCGCCGUCCGGGGCGUCUUCGCCAGCGAGCGCCGCCUCUGCUUCCACAUCUUCCACGACCUCCCGCUGUGCACUUCCACCGCCACCGCCACCGCCGCGGACGACGCGCCCUUCGCUGAGGCCGUCAAGGGCGCGGCGCUGCAGCUCUUCGGCUUCGCUGAGGCCAUCAGCAUCGGGCGCCGCUCCCCGGAGAAGCUGUUCAAGAUCAUUGACCUCCACGACGCGCUCGCCGAUAUGUUGCCUGACAUCUCCGACAUCUUUGCGGCCUCCAAGGCCGCCGAGUCGAUAUACGUGCAGGCCGCCGAGAUCAGGUCGCGGUUGGCCGAUGCCGUGCGUGGAAUACUCUCGGAGUUUGAGAAUGCCGUGCUCCGCGACCCAUCCAAGACUCCAGUGCCCGGCGGCACCAUCCACCCGCUCACUCGCUAUGUUAUGAAUUACAGCACCCUCAUUUCGGACUACAAGGCCACCCUCUCUGAGCUUAUCAUCUCGCGGCCAUCAGCUAACUCUCGAACUGCUGCUGGGGGCAAUGAGGCUACACCGGCCUUCCCUGAUCUUGACCCGCCUGAUCCUGACAGCCAGUUGCCCCUUGCUACUCAUCUUGUCUGGAUUAUUGUUGUUCUUGAACACAACCUUGAGAGCAAGGCAUCACUCUACAAGGAUGCAGCACUGUCUCAUUUGUUCUUUAUGAACAAUGUGCACUAUAUGGUGCACAAAGUGAAGGAUUCAGCUGAACUUCGGGGGCUAAUUGGGGAUGGGUAUUUGAAGCGGCUCACAGGUAAAUUCCUGCAGGCAGCUACAAGCUACCAGCGAACUGCAUGGUUGAAGAUCCUGAAUUGUCUCAGAGAUGAGGGUCUCCAUGUUAGUGGUAGCUUUUCGUCUGGUAUAUCCAAAUCGGCACUACGGGAGCGAUUCAAGGCUUUCAAUGCUGCAUUUGAGGAGGCACACAGGGUCCAGUCUGUGUGGUAUGUGCCAGACACACAACUGCGAGAAGAGCUUAGGAUCUUAAUUUCGGAUAAGCUGCUCCCAGCGUAUAGAUCCUUCCUUGGCAGGUUCCGGCAUCACAUAGAGAACAGCAGGCACCCUGAGCUGUACAUCAAGUACACAGUUGAGGAUCUUGAGAUAGCAAUGGCAGAUUUCUUUGAGGGAUCUCCACCAUCAUCACCGCAUAACAGGAGGAGAUCUCAUGGAUGAAAGAUGUCUUGAAAAAGCUUAGUCUUCUUGCAAUCUAUUCUUUAAUUCUUUGGGGACAGGCCAACAAAUGCUGUUGGGUCUUUUGUUUUGUCCUCCUGAGGGUUAUAGUUGGUGAUGAUAUCUUCGACUAGAGGUAAUCUGAAACGGGAUAAGGAUCUUGAUAAAAAGCUGCCGAAAGUCCCAUUUCUUCUUCCACUGUAAGCGAUCUUUUUUCAUUUGUUGCACUUGUUUAUAUUCUUGUGAGUAGUGUUUAUAUAGGACUGUUCUUUUAGCCAUGUAACAUAGUUGUAAGUUGUAACUUCUGUAUCUGUUUGACAUUUAGCUGAGUUGUUGUAUCAUCGUUUUGAUGGUUCACAUGUAUCUCAAGAAUGUUGCUUGAUAGAUGAGGUGCAAAAAGAAAUUGUAAUGUUAAGGUUAUGCACAUAUGAUGCAAUUGCGCAAUGCCAUUUUUCUGGCCUUGAAGUAUAUGUUUGGAGGAUUUUUCUGCUUUA
Messenger RNA from Sorghum bicolor (sorghum), 2646 nucleotides. RefSeq names its product exocyst complex component EXO70B1. Gene Ontology annotation, cellular component: exocyst. The record is from RefSeq and is a predicted model, not a curated record. Bases 287 to 2155 code for a protein of 622 amino acids. Lineage: Eukaryota; Viridiplantae; Streptophyta; Magnoliopsida; Poales; Poaceae. Gene Ontology annotation, molecular function: phosphatidylinositol-4,5-bisphosphate binding. Gene Ontology annotation, biological process: exocytosis. The transcript has a single exon.